Molecule: messenger RNA, 1065 nt
Organism: Spinacia oleracea (spinach)
Lineage: Eukaryota; Viridiplantae; Streptophyta; Magnoliopsida; Caryophyllales; Amaranthaceae
Product: REF/SRPP-like protein At1g67360
Exons: 3
Coding region: 175-897 (240 amino acids)
Source: RefSeq, a predicted model, not a curated record
AGAUCAUAAGAAUUUUAUAGAUCUCUCUACCAUCUUCCUACAGUACAAAAAUAUAUACCCCCAAAGCCCAAUCAAAAGAUUCCCCAUCUCAACUUUUCUUCCCACUCUUUUUUUUCCAUCACUUUCUUCAAGAAACUUCUGCUCCUUUCGAUCUUCCCAAAGAAAAAAACAAAAAUGGAAAACAGUGAUGAAACGAAGAACAGGCAACAAGAAUUGAAACACCUAGGUUUUGUGAGAGCAGCUACAAUCAACACAAUCGUGUGGUUAACAAGUGUUUAUGGUUAUGCUAAGAUUAAUUCUGGGCCGUUGAGAUCAGCUGUUGGAACUGUUGAAACUGCUGUUACUACUGUGGUCACCCCUGUAUUCAGUAAAUUCAAGGAUGUUCCUGAUCAAGUCCUUGUUUUUCUUGAUCAAAAGGUUGAUAUGGCUAGUACCAAAUUCGAUGACCACGCCCCUCCAUUAGCCAAACAGGUGCUAACCCAAGUCCACAUUGUGAUCAAUCAAACAACCCAACUAGCCAAAGAGGUCGUUCACCAAGCCCGAGCCGGGGGCCCGUUAGCAGCUGCCCAAUACGCUGCCAACGAAUCAAAGGAGUUAGUUCUUAAUCAAUCAGUAAAAAUCUUUUCAAAAAUCGAUAAUUUCCCACUCAUCCACAUGAUAACCGAGAUGACAGUACCAACAGCAGCACAUUGGUCUGAGAAGUACAACAACUUCAUCUCAGACUUACGAGGGAAAGGGUACGAUGUUUUCAGCUAUGUUCCGUUGAUACCGAUUGAUGAGAUCACCAAGGCUUUUAAGCAGUCGGAGGGUGGACACGAAGGUGGUGGUGGUGGUGGUGCUGCUGCUGAUGAUGAUGUUGAUGAUUCCUCAGAUGGUGAAAUGGCCGAAUCACAAUGAAAUUUAGGACUAGUAUUAUGUUGUAAAACUGCUAAAUGUAUGCAAAUGUUUGUGAAAACAUGAAGAUUAGCAAUGUGUAUUUAUAUUAAAAUUAUAUCAAGCACUGUCUUCUUCUGCAAAACUUUGUUCAUGCAUACUCUGAAUGAGAAUCGAGCUUAGCUUUUACGA